Molecule: messenger RNA, 1846 nt
Organism: Caretta caretta (loggerhead turtle)
Lineage: Eukaryota; Metazoa; Chordata; Testudines; Cheloniidae
Gene: SDHAF1
Product: succinate dehydrogenase complex assembly factor 1
Biological process (GO): mitochondrial respiratory chain complex II assembly
Cellular component (GO): mitochondrion
Source: RefSeq, a predicted model, not a curated record
GUCUAAUUCUUUUUUUCCCUCCGAUGCUUCCCCAGAAGGGAUCAGACAGGCUGAAUGCAAGAGGGUGUCUCUUGUCCACCACCCCCUUUGCCAUCAGUAAUAUCCUUUGGCACUGAGUUCCACAGGUCAUACACUUUAAACAUGUUGCUUUUUUUAAUUAGAGCUGGAAGAAAGUUUUCCAAGGGAAUGUUUUUUCCGUUGGAAAAUGCCGAUUCAUCGACCACUUGUGGAAACAAGUCGAUUUUGAUGAAAUGUUGUUUGGAGGGGAAAAAAUGGAGGGAAAAUCCACAUAAAAUUUCAGUUUUCCAUUCAUGAAAUGACUCUUCGGUAUCUUUAAAUUUUAUAUUCUGUAAUCCAGUGUAAUGCAUUUAAAAAGUCAAAAUCUAAACGAAACAUUUAGAUCAACCCGCAGUGAAUUUAUUUGCAGAACUGUGUGCAACCAGAAAAAAAAUUAAAAUCCUUAAAUUUCCAGCCUAAAUGGAAAAUCCAGUCCUACUUUUAACUACCAGAUGCCCCCACGGCUAAUAUUAGGAGAGGGUAAACAAAAGCUCCUUACUGACCUGCCCUGAACCAUUCCCUAUUUUACAUUUUCCUGUUCCCAUGAGGAUCAUAUUGAUCCCCCUUUGAGAGUUGCUGAUGAAAAGUGCUAGAAGAGUGAGGAAUGAUUAUCCACCGGACAUCAGUGAACUUAAGGGGCUAUCCAUUUCAAAUGCACGUUCAUUUUCUCCUGUCAGGGCUGGUGGCCUCAGACCAUCCCAGUCUGGUUUCAUGUGAUUUCCAGCACGUGCUAUGCGGAUGGUUUCCUGUCUAUUGCAGACCACUGCUGGAGUGGGACCUUCGCAUAUAGAAGUCGGCCCCUGUUUUGCUGUUGCGGCUCUCCCACAUGAUCUGAGCGGAUCUUCCCGGUACACCAUGGCACGGCAUAGCAAGCUCCAGAAGCAAGUCUUGAGCUUGUACAGACAGUUCCUACGAGCCGGCAAAGAGAAGCCGGGAUUCUUACCUUGCAUACAGGCCGAGUUCCGGAAGAACGCCAGCAUCCCCCGGAUGGAUGUUAUGCACAUUGAGUAUCUCCUCCGCCGUGGCCAGAGGCAGCUGGAGCAGGUCAGAGACGGUAACACCAAACAAAUGGGAACUUUUGUCAAAACCAAGCCGGAACGGCGGUGACCCCUGCUGGCUGGCGCCGGCGGCUUUCUUGUACUGGGACAGUUAGCGUGUGAAUUCGGAGACGUGCCUGCUAGAUUCUCACACCCCGUUCUGUUUGCACAUGGGUCUGAUCACAGCGAAGGAAAACUGUCCAGUCAGUGCAGUUGUGCUGCCUGGAUUGGAGUUCAGUGGGAUAAAUAAAGCCUGGUUUAGGUGUCUUUACACGAGGAGCCGCUAGAGGAUGAAUUUGAGAAGCCAAUCUCUACCAUUCCAAGCGUUUUAAUCAUUCAGGGGUGGAUGGGUGAUCUGGAGGUGGCGUUCUUGGGACAUAAUCCGUUCCUACCCCUGUUGUCUCCUCUUUUCCAUCCUGUAGCUAAAGUCAAACAGGCAGAUUACCCAGAAAAGUAAAAGAAAGGGACAGUGGUGGGUUGAAAUCCUAUUUCUGUCAUUUUUUUAAUUAUCUGUAGCUCCUAAAAGCCCCAGUCAUGGGCCAGGCCCCCACUGUGCUAGGUGCUGUACAAACAGUGGAUUUGGGUGCUACAAUUCUUGAGGGCCCCACCAAAGUGCCUUAGAAGGACCAGAAAGAGCUGAGCGCCUGCCUUCUGAAAACGGGGUUCCCUUUAGGUGUCUCAAGACGGGCAGCUCCCUCCCCCCAACCCACUUCUGAAAAUAAAGGCUUUGGGCCAAGGCGUUCUCCAGGGUG